AUGUCGACCGAUCUGAAAAAGUCUCUCAAUGAGGAUGGGGUCGUUAGUCCAGGGGACCAUGGCGGGCCGAGCCACAACACGGUGGACAAGGCGGUCUUUCGUCGAGCUCUGAUGAAGCUGGACCUCUUCCUGCUACCAGCAGUGACCUUCAUCUACUUUCUGAACUUUCUGGACAGGUCCAACAUCGGGAAUGCGCGACCAGCAGGACUACAGACCGACCUGGGUCUGUCAAACACACAGUACUCGAUCGUACUCACGGUGACUUACGUUCCGUACAUCGCCGCUGAGCUCCCCUUGACGCUCGCGAUGAAGUGGAUCGGUCCCAACAUCCUCAUUCCUGCUCUUGUCGUCUCCUGGGGAAUCGUCACGACCUUCCAAGGCUUCGUGUCAAGCUACGAGGGUCUCCUCGCUACCCGCUUCUUCCUUGGUCUCACAGAAGGUGCCAUCCUACCAAGCUCCAUCGCCUACAUGUCGACCUUCUACUGCCGAGCCGAUUUAGGCAAGCGCGUCGCCGUCUUCUUCUCGGCCACAUCUCUCGCUGGAGCGUUCUCUGGUCUCCUCGCGGCCGCUCUGCUGAACAUGGAGGGAUUAGGAGGCAAGAGAGGGUGGCAAGAAGGACUCAUCACGGUCGUGUACGGUGCCAUCGCGUUCUUCAUCCUUCCGCGGGAUGUACGAACAGCUCGAUACCUCAACUCUGCCGAGAAGGAGGCCAUUCUCCUGGCGCACGAGACCGACCGACAGAUGACCGAGGACCGAGAGGCAUUCAGCUGGUCCGGAUGCUUCAGCGCGUGCAAGGAGCCUCAGACCUGGUUCAUGUUCCUGCAAUUCUUCUGCAGUGGAGGCACGUCUUACCGUAGCUGUCAGCGGGGAGGUCAAGCUGAUCUCUCAGUCAUGCUGUACGCCCUCGCUUUCUUCGCUCCAACUAUCGUUCAGGCUAUCGGCUACCGCGGCACCGCGAUCCAGCUGUACUCGGUCCCACCGUACGCCUGCUCCGCAUUCGUUGCCAUUGCUGCCUGCUGGACGUCCGACUAUCUCAAGCAUCGCGGAUCAUUCGUUAUACUCGCUUCCGUCAUAUCGCUUGCUGGAUACGCAAUGUACUAUACCAGCACUAACACGAAUGUGCUCUACGCGAGUCUAUUCUUGCAGGUCAUCGGGGCGUACACUGUCGCACCGAUGCAAAGUGUCUGGAUGGCCAACAACCUCGAUCCCUUCUAUCGCAGGAGCACGGCCAUCUGUCUCGGCUUUAUUAGCACCAACUCGGGCGGUAUCCUGUCAACGUGGAUGUUCCCUACUACUGAAUCACCUCGAUUCCAGCGCGGUACCUCUAUCCUCCUUGGUGUAUCGGCGGCACAGGCUGUAUUCGCCGCGAUGAACACCGCGUACUUGCACUUCCAGAACAAGAAGAAGGAGCGGCUGUUGGCGGAGAGAGCGCAGGGUAGCGGGGCGGAGGUUUAUGAUGGGACUGGUAACAGGAGUCUGGGGUUCAAAUACAUCACAUGA
Molecule: messenger RNA, 1500 nt
Organism: Dioszegia hungarica
Lineage: Eukaryota; Fungi; Basidiomycota; Tremellomycetes; Tremellales; Bulleribasidiaceae
Product: major facilitator superfamily domain-containing protein
Exons: 8
Coding region: 1-1500 (499 amino acids)
Biological process (GO): transmembrane transport
Cellular component (GO): membrane
Molecular function (GO): transmembrane transporter activity
Source: RefSeq, a predicted model, not a curated record